AUGUCGCCACGAGGGCGCACGUCCUUGACCACCCUCGUCGUUGGCGUUGUUCUGUUCUCGCUCCUUUGGAUUGAUCGUGCUGAACGAACACUUUUACCGGGGAGGGACAAGACUGAGGCACUAUUGUCACCAGAGCUACCCGGCCACGACCGACAUCUCAACGAAUCCCGGGCUUCCUUCGCCCACUACCUCUUUCCUGUUAACGACCCAGAGCAUGCGGAUAUAUGGGAGCUAGAGAACCGACGAACAGUGCAAGCGCUUUUUACGUGCUUGGAAGAAUCCAACUGCGCAGAGAACCAGACUAAGGUUGUACUGUUGGACUCAUUUCACUUUCGCGGAGCCCUUCUUGGCUGGGAUGGUGGAGAAGACCUUUGGGCGCGGUCUACAGUCCUCGCUCUCAAUUCCCUUAGUUACAGCAUCUUGUAUUCCGCUGUCGACCUCCAGCGCACUAUCCAACUCUAUCGUACCUUUCCGACCCUUAUAAUAAUGGUCAUUCUCAAUCCCGACGAUGUUGACCGCUGCUUCAACUCCCCCAACAUCAUGUGCCACAAGACAACAAAUAAUCCUGAAGGCAUACCCGCCUGGAAGAUUUUCAGCUUCAAUUGGUGGACGGUUGGUUCUCAUCUACUGGAUGAAAGAUGGAUUUUGAGCCCAGAGAAGUACCGUGGUCUCGGUGAAAACCACACCUACUUUGGCUAUAGCGUUGAAACGUCUUGUGAGACUCGAACAUUUGUUCCGCAUGAAGACCGCCGUGCACAUCCCCAAAUAUAUGUAAUGGGCAAGAAUGGACGAUAUUUCACGGCAGGCCACCGUGCCUGGGAACCCCAAGAGCUUGAACUCGCCGCUGCAGCUAUCCAACAGCGAAGCAUCGUUUCGCCUGAAGCUCAGGAAGACGCGCGUCAAGUGCUUUUCCUGGCUGGUUUACGGGAGGACGAAUUGCCUGACGACUUUAUCCGUGGCGAGAAUGGGGGCUCAGAAUGGAUAAUGCGAAAUUUAGGACAUUUGACCCCGACUAAAUUUUACGACACGCUUGCGAAGUCUGUCGCGUUGGUGGGCAUGGGUGCGCCGGGAACUUCCCCGACGCCAUAUGAUGCACUCUGUCUUGGAGUCCCGUUCAUUAACCCCAUCCACAUUUGGGACCACGCUGACCCAUCCAACCGCUUGGGCUGGGCUGCCCAGCACGAAACGUUGAAAUUUCUUGACCCGCCAUAUGUCUACAACAUCUUCGUCGGAGAUACACAUGGCUUUGUCGAUGCGCUGAAAAGCGCAAUAGAUGAUCCUAUAGAGAGCUUUGUCCCCGAAACCAUGCGCAUGCCCUCUAUCGAGGAGCGGGUUGGGCGGAUUCUGAGGACAGAUUGGGAAGAAGCCGCACACGAGCUUGUCGAAGGGCGGCGCCUUAUGGGAGAGGGCAAGAUAAACGAGGCCAUUCCAAAAGCAUUCCAGGUGAAAAGCUGUCUGACAGGCAACCCAGACCAGCCGUCCACGAUACGGAGCUACCAGUUCGCGCUGCCGCUGCAGGCAAACACGGUCAUCAGCGUUUCCCGAUACCACCUCUCUGGGCCCCAAGGAGUUGUCGGCGGCACUUUGCGGAUAACGACAUCGACUAAGCUUCCGUCCAACUCUGCCCGCAUUGUGGUCGUGCCAGCCUCAUUGGGCUAUGCGACGGUGUGUUCGCUGGCGCCGAAGAGGGGCAGCGACACGAGCACAGCCGCGUUUGGCGUCUUCGCGACUGGCCCUGAAGAUGCGGCUUCGGAGCACGUUAACAUGACCCUCAUUCUCCCCGCAUCGACGAAUCUCGCGGGGCUGCAGACGACACUGCCUAAUUUCGCAUACAAUAUUGACGACCUGAUUGGUGCUGGGGUUGACUUUGUUGGUGCUGCCUUCAUCACGGGUGGCGAGAAACCCAUAAUGGUCAAGUCCAUUUCGGCUCCCAGUCGACUUUUGCUAUCGACCUGGAAUGCUAGCGUGUCCGUCGGUCUGGCGCGUUCAUCCGCCCUCGAUGUCUCAACUGGUUCAGACCAUUUUUCAUCCCACGUAAAUGCCAGCAUUUCUGGCAGAUACGAGAGCAACAACCUGCGUCUCAUAACGGGCAAUGCCCCCAUAAAUGCCGACGUAUCCCUUGCGCCUGGUUUCGGCGGCGUUGACGCUUACACGUCGAAUUCCUCGCUCUCGCUUAACAUAUCAUCGUUAACGAGCAACACCAACGACGACCCGCCACUCUAUCUUCGGUUGCGAGCGGUCACCACUGAUGGUGCUGCAACUGUGCGUUUGCCCGUUGAAUAUGAAGGCCAUUUCAGGUUGUCAGGCGCAAGCGCAAGGGUGCGGGAGCCUAAGCGUCAAGGAGAUUUACGGAAGGUGGAAUAUCAUUAUCAUGGGCCUGCAUUGGUCGCAACGGCGGCAGAAGGAGAUUCACAAGCAGUCGAGGGGACAAGAGAGGAAGAUCAGGACACUGACGACCAUGAAGAAGAACUUGUCACUGGUUCGGUGUACCUGACGGAAGAAGGCAUUGAACGUGGAUGGGUUUCUGUACUUGCUGCUGGUGCGGGAGCACGACUUGUCUUGUAA
Messenger RNA from Mycena indigotica, 2565 nucleotides. RefSeq lists its product as uncharacterized. The record is from RefSeq and is a predicted model, not a curated record. Lineage: Eukaryota; Fungi; Basidiomycota; Agaricomycetes; Agaricales; Mycenaceae. The coding region runs from base 1 to 2565 and encodes 854 amino acids. The transcript has 11 exons.